AUGGUGAAGAUGCGCGGGCCUCCAGGCCGUCGGCGUAGGCAGCAAUGUCCAUCUCAUCUUUGUGCGCGAAGGCAGACGUCAUCAGAAAGGUGGACGGGCACUAUGUACACGGCCCUAGGUUUGCUAGAAGGAGCUGUACUGUCUCAGUAACCUGGUUUUGCCGUCAAAGGAGGAGGGGACAGGUGGUGACGAGCUGAUUGGGCUGGUUGACCCUUCGGCGCGAGAAUUUUUCGACCAAGAACCCUAAGUGCAACCAGGGAGAAAGCGAGGAACCGACUGGGAUAGACAGCAACGAGAGCGUGCACGAAGCGGAGCGGGUCGAGUUUGGUCGUGCUAGGACUGGCCACAGCGGCACCGGAGCAGCGGCACCGGAGCAGCGGAACCGGAGCAGGCGGACGGCAUCGAACCGUGGCGCACGGACAAACAUCUCUUGUGUUGUCAAUUAUUUUUUAUACUUUUCUUAAUAUGACACAACGAGUCCAUCUCUGUCAUUGAUAAGAGUCAGACAGAUUGACAAUGGAAUCAUUGCGUCAGAAAAAACUACCUGCCUGUAUGCCUACGAUUUCCCAGACAGCAUAUAGGGACAUCUCCCCUGUGGAAAACAGGCUCAACAAAUCAGUUUGGAAGCUGUCUUGUGUGUCUCAUAUAUGUUAUCUUGGGAAGGUGCAGACGAAGGUUUUGGGUACUGUUGGUUAGUCGGGCGUUUUGUGUGUCGCACCCUGUUAGUUGUAGGGCAUGCAAUCUCCAUUAGUUUACAAACGUACUUUCCGUUUUUUUUCCUGAAUACAGGUGUUGGGUGUGUGUGAUGGCGUCACUGGUUUCGUAGAGAGACGCGGCAGAGAUGGCGCGGUUAACCCGGGUGCUUUUAAUUGUGUACCAGCAUCGUGGAAGACACCUUCAAUGUGGAACGAUUCCUAGUCAGUGUCGAUGUUUACACUGCUGUGCCUAACACAGAUGAUUUGGAUAGAUUCGGGUGAUUGUCAAUUGCAAUGAUGGCAUUGGUUGGGUGUUCUUCUUCAUUGUAUGUCCACGGACUCAUUCUGACAGCACUUCAGACAGCAGCUGCAUGCCCCGAGCUUGUGUACCAUGCAACAUGGUGGUAUUAUUGUACAGACAGCACUUCAGACAGCAGUACGCUGUAGUCGACAAACAUUCAUUUUGGUUAAAUAAAUGCGGGACGAGGGGGGUAAUGCUGCUGCUGUAGUCGAUUUGUAGUGGGUGGGCGUGUAGUUCAGUUGUAAGCAUGCAAACGUGCUGCAUGCAGGGGUUGCAGGUGUACCUCCUCGGGCUUGCGUACCCUUUUCUUGCUAAUAGUUAGUGUGGGUGUUCUUUGGAUCUUCUGAUGGCUCUAGCAUUUUUGUGACCACGGACCGAGUCUUUGCUAGAUUUUGGGAAUAAUAGCAACUGACACGAGU
Messenger RNA from Ectocarpus sp. CCAP 1310/34, 1415 nucleotides. NCBI's taxonomy places the organism in Eukaryota, Phaeophyceae, Ectocarpales, Ectocarpaceae. The record is from the annotation of a GenBank genome assembly.